Paramacrobiotus metropolitanus is the source of this 567-nucleotide messenger RNA. RefSeq lists its product as uncharacterized. The transcript has 2 exons. The coding region runs from base 1 to 567 and encodes 188 amino acids. Lineage: Eukaryota; Metazoa; Tardigrada; Eutardigrada; Parachela; Macrobiotidae. The record is from RefSeq and is a predicted model, not a curated record.
AUGGCGACACCAGAAACUCAUCCCAUCCUACGGUUUAAUCCCGAGUCGAUGCAGUGGGAUAUGUGGAAAGAAAACCUCCACAGCUAUAUCGAAUUCGCCGACAUCCCCGUGGAGAAGCAGAAAGGGCUGCUUCUGAACUCGCUGGAGGUCAAGCCAUUCGAGAUGCUUGUCUCGAUGUGCAGGCCGACUGCCAUCACGGACAAGAAACUCACCAUAGAAAUGCUGCUGGCCAAAUUGGAUACAGUGUACAACAAGUACACAUUCAAGGUCGCGGAGUGGGCACACCUGUUCCGAACUGUCCAAGGGAAGGACGAAUCGCUGGCGGCAUACUCCAGCAGGUUACGGUACAGGAGUACCGUAUGCAAGUUUCCCGCUGACAUCAUCGACCCGAUGCUCAGCGCCGUCUUCAUAAACGGCAUCCAGUCGGAUUCCGUCCGCCGUCACCUACUGAUAAACGAAUACCAGACCCACGAAGAGACCCUGAACGCCGCCAGGAAGAUGGAAACCGGCAUUGAAGAAGCUACGGCCAGAACAAAGUCCAUCCAGUGCACGUUGUUCACAAACUAA